AUUCUUUGAAGUACCGCCGUGAAAGUUUUAGUAGACCUUAAAAUUUCGUUUAAGUUCUAUUCAUAAGUGUAUACACAUGUACAAAUAUUUGCAAAUAUUUGAGAAGACUCUAUGUGUAUGUAAUUAAUUAAUUAUCAAGAAUAUUUUUUUCUUCGAAAAAAAAAAAUGUGAUUUAUUGAUAAUCUUUAAUGGGAAAUCAGGAAGAAAUCUAAGAAGUAUAUCUCUGGUGCAAAUUUCAUUACACAACGCCGAUUUUACAGUUCUCUAAACAUGCAGUCGCAGUUUUCGAAAAGUGUUACCGACAAGAUCGUGAUUUUGUGUUGUUUUCUGAAGCUGAUCAUUGCUGGUGUCCUACAACAAAGAUUUCCUUGCGCGCCAAUUGAUGCAAUCUCCGCGAGUGGGGCAGCAGUGCCAGUGGCGUGCGCCCUUAAAUCAAUCGGAGGCAAAGUAGAACCAAUACUUCCGACUUAUGUGAAAGUUUCCACUCCGAUCUCGUACAGACCAUUGCCGAAGACGUCAUCAUUGGUAUACGUUGCGCCACCGAUUUUUAAAACGGCAUCUGCCGUUGUCGCGACCGAUACAAAAAAUGAAAAAGAAGCAGAAUUCACGGCUCAUCCAAGAUACUCGUUUAAUUAUGGCGUCCUGGAUGGAUAUACCGGCGAUUCUAAGUCAGCGUGGGAAGAGAGAGACGGUGACACGGUAAAGGGUGAAUAUUCUGUGGUCGAAGCGGAUGGUUCAAUUCGAACAGUCACUUACACAGCUGAUGACCAUAAUGGCUUCAACGCAGUCGUAACCAGAAAUGAACCCCCGAAGAACGUGAAAAAAGAUAGUAAUUUGAAAGCAUUUCUACCGGUAACUGUUAUUUCCAAUCCUCAUUAAAGGUAAAUCAAAUGUUCUGCGAAUAAAAAUUUGUAUCUAGUUUUUAUCCCGCUGCGUUCUUCCGAUCAUUUUUGAUCCAAUUACAUUUUUCUAACGAGAAACAAUACCUUAAAAUACUUGAGAAAAAUUCAUGUUGAAAAUUAUUGUUUCUUUUCUUUGUUCAAUACAAAGGCAUUUAAAAAAGAUCCCGAAAGUAACGGAUAAAAUGAUAAAAAUUUUCCAAUGACUAAUGUAUAUACAUUUUAUCUAAAUCGUACUAAAACGAUAUUUUAUACUUCAUUUGAUAAGGAUAAAAUUUCGAAGCGUUCAUUUCCUUUGUUUAAUUGAACUUAAUUAAGAUUGAAUAUUCUUAAUAUUUGCAAAUAUUUUGAACGUAUAAAAAGGAAGAAAAAUAUAAUAAAUGGUAAUGAAAAUGGAUGUUUCAAGACUUAAAAAGUAAAAAUAUAGAAAAAUACUCCGUUGUAUAAGAUUUUAUAAAUAAAUAAUUAAUUAAUAAACGAACAUAGAAAUUUGUAAUUUUACAAAUAAGAAUAUAUAGCGUUGAUUAAUUAAAAUUAUUUAAAAAAAAUGUGUCGAAAAAAAUAAAAUGAAAAUCUACGCUACAGGUCUAUGAUUCAAUUAGAUACUUUCAAAUCCUUUAUUAAUAAUGCUUUAUUUAAAUACAGUGGUUACAAAAAAUAUUUUUCAAUUUUUUUACACUUUCUGUUAAAAUUUUACUUUUACAAGUGUGAAUAAUUAUAUUUUGCAGAGGAUAGAUAAACAUAUAUUACGUAAAAUAUCAUUAAAAAUAAAAUUGACUUGGAAAAAUAAACAAACAGUUUGAACCUUUAAAUUAACACGACACGAUUACAAAUAAUACUCUGAUCAUCCAACUUCAUUUCUUUGUGCAAUUAUCAGUUUUAUUUUCACUACAGCUACAAAUAUUAUGCUAUUUUUUUAUAUACGUAUUAAAAUCAUUCGAGGAACCUUAUAUAUUAUAAAAGUAACAAAAUGUAUCAACUAUUUCUAACACAAAUCUUUUAUAAAACAUAAACUAUCAGAUCGUUAAAAUUGGGACAGAAAAUAUGAAUUAUUAAGAUCUCUUAAUAACGCUUAAAUAGUGGAGAUGACAAAAUCUGACUGAGCUUAACUAAUGGUAACAGAUUUGAUAUUUGUCGUGAAACAUGGAAUUACAAGGAAUAAAAUCUCAAGUAAGAACUAAAAAUUUCAUAAUUCUACAUUAUCUCUUAAGCGUAAUACAUACUGUUCAACUAACCGAAUAAGACGACGAUUGAUAUCAUUUUAUCUAUAAACCUGAAAUUUAUCUUUGUACAAUACUAUAUACGUUGGCUUACAAUCAUAGUCUUUAUGGAAACAGAAAUAGAAAUUCUAUCCGGAUGGUAAAACGACACCCUUCGUUACCCAAACUGUUAUCCACUUACUAAUCCUAAUGCUCUUAUUUGUUAACGAUAAGCCUGUAACGUUCACUCUCCCAUAAAAAGUCAGUAUUCCGUGGUGCACUUAUUGUAUAAAACAGUGAGAUCUGGUACAUCGACAGAAUCGAAUGAGAAUAAAAGGAAGAAAUGUUCCAUUGAUAGUCCUCACGUGGACUAUCCAGAGAUUA
Messenger RNA from Bombus pyrosoma, 2482 nucleotides. RefSeq names its product cuticle protein 19-like. Gene Ontology annotation, cellular component: extracellular matrix. NCBI's taxonomy places the organism in Eukaryota, Metazoa, Arthropoda, Insecta, Hymenoptera, Apidae. The record is from RefSeq and is a predicted model, not a curated record. The transcript has 4 exons. Bases 271 to 879 code for a protein of 202 amino acids.